GUCCGGUGGUUCCGGCUACAGGGAGAUGCCGAGCUUCAACUAGCAGACUGUUUGGGCGAUCUGGCAUUGAUUUAUAUUCUCGUCCAGGAAUUUACCUCAACGGUUCCGUUAUCUAUGACCAUACAGGAGCAGUGGCUGCUGAAAAGAAACAUGAUAUCGCUGAUAUAGUCGGUACAGUUGCCCUACUGAAAGACGACGAAUCUGUGAUGCUUUUGUGUUAUAGUGGAGAUCGCGUAUUGGCUCCCUACGAGGAUAAUAGGGUGGUAGAUGUUUACAAGAAGUUUGGCGAUCCGAUACCGGAGGAGUGUGGAUCGUAUGAAAAAAUGUUGGAAAAGAUUCGAAGAGAAAAUUUGCCAAUUCAUGUGAUGCAUGUGAUGUCGCUGGUAGAUCCGAUGGCGGAAGACAUGAGUAAAAGGUUGGAGGAUUUUGCAAAAUGUAUGGGUUGUGUGGCUGCACAGUCGGUUUCGAUGGCAAUGGAUAUCGUUCCGCGAGGAGUCAGCAAAGGAUUAGGCGUGAAAGUUUUGAAGGAGAAAUAUGGAUAUGCUUGCCUUGCAUGUAUCGGAGAUGCGAUGAACGAUUAUGAUAUGCUAAUUGAGGCGGACGUUCCCGUUGCAAUGGGAAAUGCUAUAUCUCAAAUAAAGGUAGUGUAA
Perkinsus marinus ATCC 50983 is the source of this 650-nucleotide messenger RNA. RefSeq lists its product as hypothetical. The annotation marks the transcript as partial. Gene Ontology annotation, cellular component: cytosol. The record is from RefSeq and is a predicted model, not a curated record. The transcript is spliced from 7 exons. NCBI's taxonomy places the organism in Eukaryota, Perkinsozoa, Perkinsida, Perkinsidae. Gene Ontology annotation, molecular function: magnesium ion binding; phosphatase activity.